Molecule: messenger RNA, 2181 nt
Organism: Vombatus ursinus (common wombat)
Lineage: Eukaryota; Metazoa; Chordata; Mammalia; Diprotodontia; Vombatidae
Gene: CUNH2orf72
Product: chromosome unknown C2orf72 homolog
Exons: 6
Coding region: 1-1479 (492 amino acids)
Source: RefSeq, a predicted model, not a curated record
AUGGAGAGGGGGGUGGCGACGGCGGCUGGGCCUGGAAACCUGCUGCAGGCCCUGCUGGAGGGCGCCGGGGGCCGGAGCCGGGUGCUGCUGGUGGCUGAGCUGUGGGAGCGGGAGCAGAGUCGCAGCCUAAUGAGAGACUUCGCCCGCCACGUCUUCCCGGAGCCGCGGGAGGAAGGGGAGGAAGAGGAGGAAGAGGAGGAGGAAGAAGCAGAAGACGAGGAAAAGGAGGAGGAGGAGGAGGAGGAGGAGGAGGCGCGGGCGGCUGGCAGCAAGCCCGGAGGCCCGCAGGAGGCGGAGGCUGGGGAGGCCAGCGGCAAGCCCGGAGGCCCGCAGGAGGCGGCAGCGGCGCGGGCUCCUGGCCGCGGACCCCCGGAGCGGGCCAUCCGCUCCCCACUCGUGUUCGUGCUGUGCCGAGAAGCUUCCCUGCGGGCCCCGGAGCCGCGACUGCGCCUGCGGGAGAUCCUGCGGGACGUGCGAGCUCGGCGGCGGCAGCGGCCUCGUUGGCGGCCCAGGGGGCGGCUCCCGCCUUGGGGGCACGCGGGGGACUGCGGCGGAGGAGGCGGCGCAGCGCUAGUAGGGGUGCUGGUGGAGGAGCCUGGCGGCGGCCGCGGCAACAACCAAAGCGCGGAGGAGGGAAGCGAGGCCGAGGCCAUGCACCUGCUGGAGGCGCUGCUGCGCUCCGUGUUCGGCCGGGACUCGGGCGGCCCGGUGCAGGCGGCCUCCUACUGCCCCGUGCGUCCGAGCAGCGCCGCAGACGUGCAGAGCGCAGCCUGCAGGGCCUUGCGAGCAGCCGCGGGCCAGCGGCCGCCAGGUCAGCCGGGCCAGGGGCCCGGGGAGCAGGCUGGGAGGGGGGCCAAGGAGGGGAGGGCCAGGGAAGGAGUCCCGGAACCCGCUUGUCGGGCAGCCCUCCUUCUACAGAGGAGGAAACUGAGGCCUAGCCAGAGAGGAGGAGUGGACUUGCCCAAGGUCACACGGCUAGAAAGCGGCAGGGGCACGCACCUACAGUGGGGCAUACUUUCUCCAGCUCGGACAGCUGGCCCAGGCCUCUGGCAGAGCCCCCUCCCCGUGUCCCAGGAGCCCCCUCCCCAUGCCCCGGGAGCCCCCUCCCCAUGCCCCAGGAGCCCCCUCCCCGUGUCCCAGGAGCCCCCCUCCCCUUGCCUCAGUAGUGACCCCCUCCCCCUCCCCCCUCCAUUCUCUGUCCUCCUGGGCUGGAGCCCUGGCAGGUUUUGGGGGAGGGGGACAGGCUGCUGCUUCUUGGGGGAGUGGGAAGGGGAGAGGGAAAAUGCCUUCUCAGAGAAUGAGAAGGUGAUCCAGUGGCUUGGAACAGGCUUCACACCCUCUCUAAAGGCAGAAGAAGGUGCAGAUUUGUUCUGCCUGGCCCCAGAAGAUGGUUUCCAGGACCCCUCAGAGGAGCUGGCACUGACAGUUCUGUCUCCCAAUGGACGCUGUGACGACGUCGAGGGAAGGACAGGAGCCUAGAUGGUCACCACCCAGAUCCUGGAGUGACAGGCUGUGAGCACUGAUGGGACUUAGGACCUUUGGGUUCUGUUCCUGCCCCUGCCUCAUCUUGAAGACUGGAGCCGGGCCCUUCCCUGUUCUAUGCUCCAGUCUGUUUCCAUCCCAAGUAGAAAGUGAUGGUACCUGCCACCUCUAUACCUUUCACUGGUGUGGUGAGACAGGGUUGGUGAUUGAAGAGGAAGUGUGCCUCACUGACCUGAGCAACAGAUGGCAAAAUUGGGCUCUCUGGGAUCUGCUUCUUGUGUUCAAAGCUGUUACUUCAUUACUCUAUGCCUCAGUUUACCAGUCUGUAAAUUGAGGAAAAGAUACACCUACCUUGUAGUGGUGUUAUAUGAAGUCCCUACCUUGGGACAGGUGACAUAGGACUUUGUAGAUCUACAGUGUUAUAGCAAUCCUCCAUGUUGGUCAAUGUGCAUGAUGGGCUUUGCGUGUGUGCGCAGACAGACACAUUCCUCAUUUCCACUAUCAUGUAGUGGAAAGAACAUUAGCCUAGAAUUUAGGAUAACUAGACUCUGAUACUAACUCACUAACUGAAAAAGUAGGGGCCUCCACUGCCUUAUCUGUAGAAUGAAGGGAAUGGACCAUAUGACCUUAAAAGGUCUUUUCCAGCUCUGACUUUCCUAGAUUGCAUCCUUGAGGAUAAAUAAAUACAGCAUAAAUAAA